AUGAUACCUAAACAACUACCGAGGUUGUUAGGCGUACGCGAUUUGGUGAAAAUAUACGGUUUAACAGCAAGGGCUCAACUAAGUCAAAAUUUUAUCUUAGAUAAAAAUAUUACAGAUAAAAUUGUAAAAUGCGCAAAUAUAAGUCAAAAUGAUAAGCUCGUCAUUGAAGUUGGACCUGGACCUGGUUCGUUAACAAGGUCAUUAUUAGAAACGGGAAUUUCCAACAUCGUAGCCAUAGAAAAAGAUUCUCGAUUCUUACCUGUCCUUAUGCAAUUGGUUGAAGUUUCAGAACAUACUUUGAAAAUUAUGGAAGCUGCGCAAAUACGCGAAACCUUAAGUUCAGAUUCUAGUUUACAUCUAAUUGGAAAUCUUCCAUUUAAUGUUGCAACUCCACUUCUCGGACAAUGGAUAAAUAUGUUGUCAAAUCGAUCGGGAAUAUUUAAAUUUCCUAACAUUAAAAUGACUUUAAUGUUUCAAAAAGAAGUUGGAGAUAGAAUUGUUGCCGAUACAACUAGUUCACGACGUGGUCGGAUGUCAGUCUUGGUACAAAGUUUUUGUGAUGUUAAAAAGAUUUACGAAGUUCCUUCAAGUGUAUUUGUACCUCGUCCAAAGGUUGACGCAAGCGUAAUUCAAUUAACGGCUUUAAAAAAUCCAUUAUUGCAAGACAUAAUGGAAAGCACAGACAGGAUUGUGGAAAUCACCGACGAAAACAAAAUUGAGGAAAUUAAUGAUGAAACAAAAAAGGAAAAUAUAGAGAGUGAAAGUAUUAGUAGCAAUUCAAAACAGAUCGUUGAGGAAUCUACGGAUAAAAAAAAAACUGCUACUGUUGAAUCGGAGGAAGAUUCCGAAGAAGAUCUCCCAGAAUUAGAAGAGGAGACCAUGGUUCCUCCUGGAAUUACCCCAGCUGAUAUUUCCAAAAUUCAGAGUCGUGGUGAAAAGAAGGCUCGUAAGGCAAUGCUGAAAUUAGGGUUAAAAGUUGUACCAGGGAUUAAUCGUGUCACCAUCCGAAGACCAAAAAAUAUUCUUUUUGUUGUUUCCAAUCCUGAUGUCUAUAAAUCUGCCAAUUCUGACUGUUACAUUGUGUUUGGUGAAGCCAAAAUUGAGGAUCUUAAUUCUCAAGCUCAAGCUAAUGCCGCACAACAAUUCCAAGCUGCAGAAGCUGCGGCUACUGCUCAAGAAGUCACCAAGGUAGACGAAGAAACUGUUGAGGAAGACGAAGAUGAUUUGAAUGUGGACGAAUCUAAUGUUGAGGCUAAGGAUAUUGAGUUGGUUAUGAGUCAAGCGAACGUGUCUCGGCCUAAGGCGGUAAAGGCACUGAAGAAUAAUAGUAACGAUAUCGUUAAUGCUAUUAUGGAAUUGACUUGUUGA
Funneliformis caledonium is the source of this 1368-nucleotide messenger RNA. The record is from the annotation of a GenBank genome assembly. NCBI's taxonomy places the organism in Eukaryota, Fungi, Glomeromycota, Glomeromycetes, Glomerales, Glomeraceae.